AAUCGGAGCCUCCUACAGUCCUGCUAAAGUGAAAGAGAAGUAGAGGCCACCGCACCGCACCGACUGAUGAUCAAGUCAGAAUAGUACCAAGGUUCUUGGAACGAGGAUUUUCUACUUCGUUAAUCAAAUGUUGAGUACGAGAGAUAUGAUAUUAAUAUGAGACCUCACUUCAUAAUCAUAUGAUUCACAACAACCACCAUCAUAUUGCUUCUCUCUCACGAAAAUGCAAAACCUUAAACCAGCUCAAGCAGAUCCAUGCCCAUCUUCUCAAAUCGUCUUCCCCGGAAAACCCUUUUGCCCUUGCCUCUGUGCUUUCUGCUGCCGCUACCUCCGGCCACGCUUCUUUCUUUUCCUACGCUCGUUCAAUCUUCGACCAUCUUCGCCAUCGAAGAAACGUCUUUAUGUACAACUCUAUGAUCAGAGGGUUCGUUGGAAUGCGUGCGCCGCUGGAUUCUGUUUUAUGCUAUUUGGACAUGUUGGCUCAUGGGCUUGCUGCUAAUCACUAUACAUUUCCGCCAUUGAUGAAAGCUUGUACGAUUCUCGUAGCCCCGGGUUCGAAGCUAGUUAUUGGUCGUUUGGUUCAUGCCCAUGUUGUUAAAUUUGGUUUUCGUGAGGAUCCUUUUGUGAAUAGCGCUCUUAUUGAGUUUUACUCUUCGGUUUAUGAAAUGGAACUUGCUCGGUUUUUGUUCGACAAAUGUCCUAAGAAAGAUGUCGUUUUGUGGACGACGAUGAUUGAUGGAUAUGGGAGAAUGGGUGACGUUAAGAAAGCGCGUGAGUUGUUUGAUGAAAUGCCUGAGAGAAAUGCUGUAUCUUGGAGUGCCAUAAUGGCUGCUUAUUCUCGUUUGAAUAACUUCAAAGAGGUCCUCUGUUUAUUUGGGAAAAUGCAAGAAGCAGCUAUUAGGCCUAAUGAAUCUGUUCUUGUUACAGUUCUUACUGCUUCUGCUCGUCUUGGUGCUGUAACACAAGGACUAUGGAUCCACUCCUAUGCCAAGAGGAACAAGCUCAGCUCGAAUCGGAUCCUGGCCACAGCUUUGGUUGAUUUGUAUUCAAAAUGUGGCUUACUAGAGUCAGCUUUAGCAGUUUUUGAGGGAAUUUCCAGUAAGGAUGCAGAAGCUUGGAAUGCUAUGAUUACUGGCCUCUCCUUAAAUGGGAAUGCAAGGAAGUCACUUGAUUUUUUUGAAAAAAUGACUGUAGAUGGGAUUCAACCUACAGAGACCACAUUCAUUGCUGUUCUUACUGCAUGUACGCAUGCACAAAUGGUUAAUGAGGGCCUUAAAUUGUUCAACGAAAUGAGCACCAUCUAUGGAGUAAAACCUCAGGGGGAGCACUAUGCAUGUGUUGUUGACCUUCUGGCUAGAGCAGGAAUGGUAGAAGAAGCUGAAAAGUUCUUAGAAGAGAAGAUGGGGGGACUGGCUGGGUGGGAUGCAAAUGUUUGGGGAGCUUUAAUUGGUGCUUGCAGAGUUUAUGGGAAGGUUGAAGUUGGCAACCGUAUUUGGAAAAAGCUAGCUGAUAUGGGAAUUUCUGAUUAUGGUACUCAUGUACUUUCUUAUAAUAUGUAUAGAGAAGCUGGUUGGGAUAUGCAGGCAAAGAGAGUCAGAAAAGUGAUUUCAAAAGCUGGAAUGUUGAAGAAACCAGGAUGCAGUGUGAUAGAGGUAAAUGGUGUGGUUGAAGAGUUCCUUGCUGGUGAUCAAUGCCAUCCCCAAGCACAUGAAGUAUUUAAGUUACUUGAUUCUUUUUUCAAAAUAAUUUAUUUGGAGGAUGUAAUGUCACGCGAUUUUUCCUUGGAUAAUUUAUAGUCACAAAGUACAAUUGUUUGCUCAGCAAGCGUUUUGGGUUGAUACUGCACAAAAUAUUUGCAUAAA
Molecule: messenger RNA, 1862 nt
Organism: Cannabis sativa
Lineage: Eukaryota; Viridiplantae; Streptophyta; Magnoliopsida; Rosales; Cannabaceae
Product: pentatricopeptide repeat-containing protein At5g66520
Exons: 1
Coding region: 180-1796 (538 amino acids)
Biological process (GO): RNA modification
Molecular function (GO): RNA binding; protein binding
Source: RefSeq, a predicted model, not a curated record